Messenger RNA from Henningerozyma blattae CBS 6284, 1071 nucleotides. RefSeq names its product peptidylprolyl isomerase RRD2 (gene RRD2). The record is from RefSeq and is a predicted model, not a curated record. Gene Ontology annotation, cellular component: cytoplasm; nucleus; protein phosphatase type 2A complex. Gene Ontology annotation, molecular function: protein tyrosine phosphatase activator activity; peptidyl-prolyl cis-trans isomerase activity. Lineage: Eukaryota; Fungi; Ascomycota; Saccharomycetes; Saccharomycetales; Saccharomycetaceae. Gene Ontology annotation, biological process: mitotic spindle organization. Bases 1 to 1071 code for a protein of 356 amino acids. The transcript has a single exon.
AUGCCAGAAAAAAGACUAUUAUCGAGCCAAGAUUUAACUAUUUGGAUUAAUUCUAAAACAAAACAGGAUUUAGUAGAUUUUAUUGAAACUUUAGCAAAUUCAAUCGUUGAUUAUCAAAAUUCACAAUUAUCAUUACCUUUAUCCGACUCAAUAAAUAACGCAUUCUCAUUGUUGCAAGAUAUUAGAGACAUCAUCGAAAGAUACCCCGUAGAAUCUGAUAUAGAAAGCACCAAAUCAAGGUUUGGUAAAGUCGAAUUUAAAAGUUUUUAUGAUGACAUUAAUCAAAAUUCGGAAAAGUUAAUUAAGUCUCAUUUUAAUGGUUUAGAUCCAAACCAAAUACAAGAGUUAUCCAUUUAUUUGGUAGAAUCAUGGGGGAAUAGACAACGUAUUGAUUACGGUUCUGGGCAUGAACUAAAUUUCAUAUGUUUCUUAUAUGGUCUUACAAAGUAUAAUAUAUUCAAUUUACUAGAAGAUUCUACCAAUUUAGUCUUAAAAAUUUUUAUGGAAUAUAUAAAUAUUAUGAGAAUAAUAGAAACAAAAUAUUGGUUAGAACCUGCAGGGUCCCAUGGUGUUUGGGGUCUAGAUGAUUAUCAUUUCUUACCUUUCCUAUUUGGUGCAUUUCAAUUAUCAAAACAUAAGCAUCUGAAGCCAAUCUCAAUUCAUAAUGAAGAAAUGGUUGAAAUGUUUAAAGAUAAAUAUAUGUACUUCGGCUGCAUUGAUUUUAUUAAUUCAAUAAAGACAACCGCUACGUUAAGAUGGCAUUCACCAAUGUUAGAUGAUAUUAGUGGUGUUAAAAAAUGGUCCAAAGUUUCUGAGGGUAUGAUAAAGAUGUAUAGUGCUGAAGUACUAGGUAAGUUACCAAUUAUGCAACAUUUUUAUUUUAGUGAUUUCUUACCUUGUCCUCAAGGUGUAUCACUACCGCAUAUCCAUGGUAAAGAUGGUAAUAUAGAAGAAACACAUGUCCAUUCUACUUGGGGUGAUUGUUGCGGUAUUCAAAUACCAAGCGCUAUUGCUGCAUCUGUUGCUUCAAAAUCUAGCCCAAAAAUUCAUAAGCCAAUUCCCUUUGACUAG